Molecule: messenger RNA, 1725 nt
Organism: Saccostrea cuccullata (small rock oyster)
Lineage: Eukaryota; Metazoa; Mollusca; Bivalvia; Ostreida; Ostreidae
Exons: 1
Coding region: 1-1725 (574 amino acids)
Molecular function (GO): ubiquitin protein ligase activity; zinc ion binding
Source: RefSeq, a predicted model, not a curated record
AUGGCAGCUUCAGAACUCCAUGACAGGGCUCAAGAUGUAAAACGCUGUCAACUUUGCCUCGGAAAAGACAGAAAGUCGGUUGCAGAAACUGUGUGUAACACUUGUAAAGUUAAUCUAUGUAAGGAUUGUGUAGGUCAUCAUAUGAUUUCUAGUCCCAAUAUUAAACACGAUGUUGAUACUUUUGAAUUUAAAAAAAUUGAAAUCAUUCCAUCGUAUUGCAUUGUCCACCAGGAACAGAAAUGUGAAAUGUUCUGUGAACUAUGUGAAUCCCCAAUAUGUCAGAAAUGUCUAGCCUCUGGAUCUCAUGAAAAUCACGCUGUGUCGCGAAUUUCUGAAAUUUAUAGCUCCAAACUGGAGCUCAUCAGACAUGACUUAAAUGAACUUGAAACUAGUAUUGCACCUUUGUUUGAAUCAAUUCUCUCAGAAAUAGGAACGAUGUCAUCAAGCAUUGCAAAAAAACAUGUUGACAGACAACAAACUAUACAUGAACUUGGUAAAAAAUGUCACAAGUGUGUAGAUAAUGUCAUUGAAAAAUGUCUGAGUGAUUCCAGGAAGAUGGAAAAAGAGGAUAAUGAUUCAAUUCAGGGCUUGAAAUCAGAGUUCAGGAAUCGAAUCUCAUCAAUUCAAUCGAUAAUAAUUGAAAACCAGUCUACCAUUGUCUCGAAUGAUUCAUCCAAAAUUCUCAACUAUACUUCACAAAAUGGAAAAUUUAGAAUAAUUCCCUCUAGAUUUGAUUUGACAGUGCCAGAAUACAGACCCACAGAAUUUUUAGAGGAUGCAUUGAGCAGGAUAAUUGGAAACAUACCAGAAACAAGAAAAACUUGCAUUCAGGGACAGAUCCUAAGAGCUCCCCAACAUGUUCUUUCUUUAGAGAGACCGAUGAAACAUGUUCUUUCAAUUGAUUUGCCACAUAGAGUAAGAAAUAUAAAUAUUAAAAAUAUCAAUGACAUGUUUCUCAAAAUAGCUUGUGUUCCAAACACAGAUGAAUUCUAUGGCUGUGGUUUAAUUGGAAUCAUUAAACACAUGAACACAGAAGGAAAGUUGCUGGAGGAAAUCACCAGCGGAGGAUUGUUAGGUCCUAAAGAUUUGACAGUCACAAGGGAGGGACUACUGAUGUGCAGUGAUGUUGUUGAUAAGAGUAUUAACAUUGUUAAACCUGGCAAAAUAGAAUGUUUGAUCAGAUUAAAGGACUGGACACCAGAUGCCCUAUGCAGCACCCAAACAGAUGACCUCUUAGUAUACAUGACAUCUUUAUACAAACUGGAUGGGUUGAAUCAAAGAAAAAUCGUUCGAUAUUGUGGAUUCACAAUCACACAAGAAAUACAAUUAAGUGCCAUGAGCAAUGAUUUAAAACAUGAAUCAUUAUAUGUACCCUGUAUUGAAGAAAACAAGAACCUUGAUAUUAUUGUGAGUGACAGAAAUUCCAUAUUAGUGUUCAAAAAUGAAGGACAAUACAGGUUUACCUAUGAUAGAAAGCCUCAUACAAAGGAAUACAACAAACCCUUUACUCCAAGUGGAGUUACCACAGACAGUAUGUGUCAGAUCUUAAUUGCUGAUGGUGCUAAUAACAUCAUACAUAUCAUUGAUCAAAAUGGACAAUUUCUCUGGUAUAUAAACAACUGUGAUUUCGAUAAUCCACGUGAUCUCUGUGCAGACAGCAAUGACAUAUUGUUCGUUGCCCAACCAGCAAUCCGAAAAGUAAAGCAAAUUAAGUACAUGGAAUAA